Molecule: messenger RNA, 5675 nt
Organism: Amblyraja radiata (thorny skate)
Lineage: Eukaryota; Metazoa; Chordata; Chondrichthyes; Rajiformes; Rajidae
Product: FERM domain-containing protein 4B
Biological process (GO): establishment of epithelial cell polarity
Cellular component (GO): bicellular tight junction; cytoskeleton; adherens junction
Source: RefSeq, a predicted model, not a curated record
CUGACUGGGCAGUCGCUGGGGUUAGAAUAGAUUUUAGUCUAUGAGUUGUUAGCUUCGGAGUGAGCAGUGCAGGAGUUUUCUCUGCCACAAAAGACAUUGGCCUUGCUUCAAGCAACGCUGGGGCAUGCGUUGGAGUCUACCCAGGAAGUGCUCUGAAAGGAGAGCUUGUUUAGAGUCCGACCUGUUUCUCUAUAUCUCCCCGCACUUUGUGUGGUGCUCCAGUAUAUGCUGAGGUUACCCUUCAGCCUAACAAGCUCGCAGUUAUAUUUCCAGCCUGGCUUUAAAGAACCAACUUGCCUUUAACUCCUGAAAGAGGGAAUUUUUUAUUUUUUUUAAAAAGAGAUGGCUUCAACCUUCAUGUGUGGAAUGGAAGAUUUGCUGUAUAGUGGCAGUCGUUUUCUGUGGACUCUGACAAUAACAGCUUUGAGAAGGUGGUACACAGAGAGAAUGCGGUCUUGUGAGCAAAUGCUAAGGACUUGGUGCGGACUACGUGAGAUUUACCAGAUGGCGGAAGGUCGACACUGUCAGGUUAACCUCCUGGAUGACAGAAAACUGGACCUACUCGUUCAGCCUAAGCUUCUGUCAAGGGAGCUGUUAGAUCUGGUGGCAUCUCAUUUCAACCUCAAAGAGAAGGAAUAUUUUGGAAUAACAUUUAUUGAUGACACAGGUCAGAAUAAUUGGCUGCAGCUGGAUCGCCGAGUAUUGGAUCAUGAUUUGCCGAAGAAAACUGAACUGGUGGCCUUAUUCUUUUCAGUCAAGUUUUAUAUUGAGAACAUAUCAUUUCUAAAGGACAUUACCACUGUGGAAUUAUUCUUUUUGAAUGCAAAAUCCAGCAUUUACAAGGGCGACAUCGAAGCGGACAGCGAGACAGUGUUCGAGUUGGCUGCUCAUGUCUUGCAGGAAUCGAAGGGCGAUUACAUCAGCUCUGAGACUGCGAGGGAAGAACUGAAGAAGCUCCCUGCCCUUCCUACCCGAGCAUUACAGGAGCACCCAUCCCUUGCAUAUUGUGAAGACCGAGUGAUUGAUCAUUAUAAAAAACUGAAAGGACUCAGCAGAGGGCAGGCGAUUGUCAAUUAUAUGACCGUGGUGGAAGCUCUUCCUACUUAUGGUAUUCAUUACUACGGAGUAAAGGAUAAACAAGGGAUUCCCUGGUGGCUUGGAAUUGGUUGUAAAGGAAUUGGGCAAUACGACUUUCACGAUAAAGUGAAACCAAGAAAGAUUUUCCAGUGGAAACAGCUUGAAAAUUUAUACUUUCGCGAAAAGAAGUUUGCGGUCGAGGUUCACGACCCUCGCAGAGUGCCGUUGUCAAGAAGAACAUUUGGACAGCCGAGUCUGGUGGUAAAUACCUGGUAUGCCAGUACCUCACUGAUAAAAUCCAUUUGGGUGAUGGCAAUAAGCCAACAUCAGUUCUACCUGGACAGAAAACAGAGCAAAGCAAAGAUCCCAUCGGCAAGAAGUCUCAGCGAUAUUGCAAUGGACUUGACUGACACUGGAAUGCCCAAAGCUUCUAAACAGACAAACGAGGAAAGAAAAAUUCCAGUUAUAACAGCUAGUAAUGGCAGCCUAAUUUCCUCAGGUUCUCAGGAUUCUGAAGUGAGUGAUGAACUGAAAAAAGAAAAACGAAUUGCACUGAAACUGCGUCAAAGUGCGUUGGAAGAUGCCCUCAACCUAAGGACGGAGGAGUUAAAGAAAAUCUGUUUGCGAGAAGCCGAGUUAACUGGAAAACUACCAAAAGAGUACCCGCAAACCCUGGGUGAAGAUCUUCCACGUGUGAGGAGACGGGUGGGAACGGCGUUCAAACUGGAGGACUCCCUACUGCAAAGUGAAGAGGAUCCGCACUUACAAAACCUGGAAAGCAAAUUUGUCAUUCAGCAGAAAAUAGUGGAAGCUGCAAGGAAACUGGCCAACGAUCCCGAAAUAGGCAAGAACGUUAAAAGGAAGAGGAAGCAAGACUACAUUGAGGCUCUGAAGAAGCUGCAGGAUAUCGAGAAUGCAAGUAACGAGUACAGAAUAAAGAGUGGGAGGAAACCAAUUCCAAGAGCCUCCCUCAUACUUCCUGAUGAGAUCAUACCCUCGGAAACCAGUUCUUUAUCGGACACAAACACAGCAGACGAUGAUGACGUGCGUGGUGUGCAAAGAAAGCGAUCCUUUUCCAGCCAGCAACCACCGAGGCCACUUCCACCGCAGUCUCUCGAGCUCAAACAGAGUCGGCAAAGGAGGAGUUCUGCAAGUGAACAGCUACACGAUAAAGGACAUCUAGUCCAUCCUAGAUUCAACAACAAUGAAGGUUGCUACUUGCAGGAUAUUCUGCACGGCCACAGGGAACUGAGCUCCACACACAGCAGCCCUUACAGAUCCCAGGGUAGACAAUGCCAGGGAGGGAGAAGUAUGCCGGCCACGCCAGUACUGACUCGCAAUGCUUACAGCAGCAGCCAGCUACGGCAGACGCUAGGCGGCAGCUUGGAAUCCCAGUCCAUCUCCUGGAAGAGGUUCCCGGCUAGAGGGCCAUUUUCCCCCUCACGGCGGCCGCAGCGCAGCAGCAGCACGGAGUUGCUGGACGAUGGCUCGUCCUACACCAGCCAGUCCAGUGCCGAGUACUACAGCGCCCCUAUGCAAGCCCCCCCAGUACUACAACACCAUCUACAGUCGAGACUACGGUCGCUUUUACCAGGAGGAUUGGAGGCCAUGUCUCAGAACCCGUAUGCCACGCUGAGGAAUAUGCGCAGGAGAGGCGCCAAGAGUGAACUAACCAAAAACAUUCAGAAAGCGCUGGUGGCGGAGCUUGCGGGGAUGGUACAUAGCGAGCGUCUGACUCACAAGGAUCACGGCCUGCAGGCAGGUUUGGACUCCGAGAGAGGCUCACAGCAGAGUCCUGUGCUUCACGUAUAUGCAAGGCCGUUCUCGCCGAACAACAGGGCUACGUCUUUCACAUCCGUUUCUUCAGCAGCUAGUAGGAACGUGCGGAGCCAGAUCACUGUGGGCGUCCAGGAUUUUGAUCAUUUACCUUAUGCAACUCCUUUCAAUAACUCCUACAGCAAUACAACAUUACACACCAGGCCUAGCUCCUUCCAGUCUUUUGGCGAUCCUUUUUCUGCUGCGCGCCACCAUUUCCCCACUGUCGGCACAGCUCCUACAAGUCACUCAUCUGCUCCUCCACCUCCUCCUCUUCCUCCUCCUCUUUUUCAUCCACUUCCACUUUCCCUCACAAAGAAAAGGAAGUGUUUCCCUAAGUGUACUGACUGCCGCCAACAUCGCGCCUACAGAAAUGAGAUAUCAUUAAAUACUCAUACGCAAAAUGUAGUCAGCGGUAACCUUAUCCAGAAAGAAUGUAUUCGGACAGUGGAGACACAGUGCAGCUGGAAAAUGACUUGUACGAAGAUGAGCAAAUGUUGCUAUGGCAUGAAGACUCUAAACCCGGGACUCUGGUUUAGGUGGCGACUAGCUAGCUGACCUUCCACCUUCCCUGUCCAACAAGUGGAAAACGUAAUCAGUGUGCCUUGCAUCCUUUUCGAUCUGUUUGAAAUGCUUUAUUUCUACUAAUAGGAAUCACACUCAGAACAUUUCAGUGUUGUUCAUAAGGUACUCUACCUGGAUGCCGGGAUGUUCAUUGUGCAGAAGAAGUGAAAGUUUUCUAAGUUCUACACUUCACAGUUCAGUAAAGGUUCCCUUAAUAACUACAGUACAUUCUAAAGACCAACCUCGCAGUAGAUUGUGUUUAAAUUGAAGCUCGGAAAAAUGGCACUUGGAAAUCAUUUUUUUUUAAACUGAAAAUGCACUUUUCAAGAUUAAGUUGAUGAAAGCAAGGGGCUCCUCAUUGAGUCUGGAGCAGAACAAGAGGAACUGUGCUUCACGCACAGGUAUGCAAGAGGACAAAGCAGGGUAGGAAGUAAAGGAGUACUUUGCAGAUUAUUAAAUGAAGGAUGUCUUGUACUUAGGCAAGAAACUGGUGACUCUCUGAUUACUUGGACAGAGUUUAGUGGGCUUAUAGAUUUUCAAAUGAUUAGUUGGACACCAGACCAGAAAUUAGUGAGAGAUGCAUUUUGUUAAGGUUUUUAUGGUCUUCCUAAAGCACAAAGAUUCAUCAUACUUGUGAUCUGAAAACCAAUGUUAAUUUAGCCCGUCGUUAGACUUGCAAAUAGGCUUUUUUUUUUGCAUGGGAGGGAGGGGGAGGGGAUGGAGUUAAUGAACUAUUGGUCCAUGUAAUGUCAAUUGUUAGUGGACCAAUAUUGAGUAGCACAAUUUACCAAGUUAUGAAAUUAUGGAUCAAAUGUAGCUAAACCGCUGGCGUUUCCUAAUAAAAAGCACAUGGCUUGAGAGAAGCAGGAAAAGACUAAAACGCAAUAAAACUUUUUUUAAAACAAAGAGCACAAUCCUAAAACUGGCAGUUGAAGUCAUAGCACAAUCUGGUUUAAAUACUUCAGUUUGAUUAUCUGUUCAAGUUAGGCAAGAGAGCUCUUGAUUGAGAUGGUACUGUUAUGAGACAUGUGACUCGGGUAGAGUACUAUUCUCUUGCGUCACCAGAAUGUAUUAAACUUGAUUUUAAAAACAAAAAUCCCAAUCAUUUCCGACUAUUCAAGAGCUGGCAGAUGUAUAUCAGACAGAUUAUGUAUUUAUGGUGAUGAAUGAAUGCUCUGCUGAGAUUCGAGAGUCAAUGGGUUGGGUGGUAAUCUUUUGACAACACCUCAUUGUCCUCAUUGCAAUCUCCAUCUCAAGGAGGAAGGUUGGAAAAUAAUGGUUGUGAAGUGCGGAGGGAAGAAUCACCCACAGUUUGGACUUCCACUAUUUACUUGUGACUUUUUGAAGAAUGACUCAAACCCAGAGAUACUGUAGUGGUUGACCCCACGGUCAAAUAACAUUCCUGUCCACUUUCGCAUGGGAUCUUUGGGCAUUAGGACCCAAGUCCACGAAACAGUCUCUCAGCCAUGGAUUACCUUUUCAGAAGAGAAAAAAGGGAUGAAAUUGGUUCCUCGCUCUUUGGCCUCUCGUUAUCAUGGUGAGGUUCAGAGGAACAGGGCUCAAAACUCGUCUCUUAAAAGAAAAGUGAAUUAACAGAAACAUGAAUACAAAAAGGAACAAUCCACAAGUACGACUUCUGCAGGCAACAAAAUGAACCUUCGAUGUUUUCAUUUAUACAUGAAGUGCUCAUGAGGGUCACACUACCUCACUAUUUCUUUGAGAAUUAUAUACACGUUCACCAGUUUGGGGGCCAGGCAUUCAACUACGAUUGCAUGAAUUUUAUAUGUUGAAUUCCUGGCAAUUUUACUCCAAGCUCUUAACUGGUGACUCCAUGUUUUCCCUCGCUGGUGAUCCAUGGAAAGGUGCUGUCAUUUUCCUUUGUUUUUUUAUUGAUAAUUGUGUUUAUGUAAAGAUUUGAAUUGACUUUUUUUGUGAGCAUUUUUAUUAUUGUGUUUCCAAAGCAUGUAAUAUAUAGUAAAACUAAUUUGGUAAGCUGGUUCUAGUCAUUUUUUUAAUUCAAUGAGAAGUUUUCAAUUCAUGUGGAAAAUUUGGAACAAAGCUUUUAACUAUUCUUUUGCAUAUUGUACAGCUUUACCCAGAGAUACAGACAUUUUUGUGUAUGCCCUUACAUUAUACUCCUGUCUUCCUUGCUUUGAUAAAAAUGUGCUUUUAAGAAAAAAAAAAACAGGAGACCAGUAAAUAAAAGUGUAUGGAUAUCA